GAACUGUUUUCACUGAUGUCUUCAUAGAUAAAUGUUAUCGACAUGUGAAAUUAUGAUAAAAUGGAAAUACAUGUUCCUCCCACAGGUGCAAACGAGAUGAUGAUAAGCUCAUCCACCACGUGGAUGCUGCUACUAACCGAGCAUCACUCAUUCGCAAUACCACCACGGUUGGCUGAACACUGUCAGUAUCUGACACUACUUACUCACACAAGCAAUCAAGCGUAUUUCGCAUCGAUCAGCAUGGAAACUGAUUCGUUGAGUGUCGCAUCGACACAAUCUGGUGAAGAGGACCAGGUGACCGUUGUCGAAAAUCCUGAAGCCGUCACUGACCGCACAUCGGAUGGACAACAGGAUGAUAAUGGCUAUAGUCGCCAUUUCAAAAAGAACACAACGAACACUAGCAGCAGCGCAAGUCGCUCACCGGGUCAAAAUCGUAAUACUGGCGGAGGCGGACGUGGCGGACGAAUGAGACAGUUUCAAUCUCGUGGCGGCAUGUUUAGUCCGGGCAGAUUCACACAGACUCCACCUGCUUACAUGGGUCGAAUGUAUGGAAUGGCCACACCGAUGGGCGUCCAGAUGCCAGUAGUGCCUCCGUUUCCCGGAGAGUAUUUUGAACCGCAGGGCAGCCUUUUUUCCCCUCGUUUCCGUGUAGCACCCACAACACCUAUGCGCCACUUCAACAGUCGUGGCGGAGGACCAGAUAGCCCGGGUGGAGGUGGCGGAGUUAGGCGUCGUGCUAAAAGCCCCACAUCCGUGCCAUCAUCGAGCGCGGACGCUACAAGUCCGCAACAGAAUCGAGAUGUUGGACGAGAACGUCGAGUGCGCGAAUGUAAAGAGAAUCGUGACGACGCUGCAGCGACUCCGAAACCACAACAGCAAGAAGAGGCUGCUGCUACGCCUGCAAAGAAUGAACCCGUUCGUCGUGACCACCAAAAAUUCGCUGCGGCCACUCCUACAAAUGAUCCACGCUCAUCAGCGCCGCUGAGGAGUCUUCGUACGGAGUCUGGACGUGUCACGUAUCCUCUAAUCUAUGUCUCUCCUGCGGGCUCAAUUUCUGUGAUUCUCUCACAUGCGAUUAUUAUUGAAAUGUCAAUUGAUCGAUGCGUUCGUGUUGUGUGUCAUGACAAUUUUGCUGCAUUUGUAAACGGUCGAGGCACUGCAUCAUGUAUUCUGCAUAAGAAGGCUCGAAUGUUGCACACUAGGGAUAUGGUCUACACAAAAUUUUCUUCCACUAAUGAUCGACUGGCAGUGAUCGGUGACGAAGGAAUAUUGUUUUCGAUGAGCCACCUUAACGAAGCUUAUCUUGUGUCUAGUCACAUCAAAGGUCCAUCUGCAGUCUCAUUGGAAACUCUAGAUUUCUCUUCGGGUCAUCUUGAGAAUGACUUUUCUAUUCGGUUGUUUUACCAUGAAGCGCAAACUGGCACUCAAUUCACAGUCAUGUCGAAGGAGAUCGUCCAUGAGGCUUCAUAUGAUCGUAAAGCGGAUGGCUCACUCUUGAUGCAUAUCAAUGGCAUGUCCGUACGUCAAAGUCGCAAUGGAGACGUCACUGUAGACGCAAGACCUCGCGUAAUCCAGUGCAGCCCCUCGACAACCGCUGUAUUCGUGCGUAGUUCCUAUAUCGACAUGGGAGUGCAGGAAAGUGAGAAAGCAUAUGUAAAACGGGGACUGAAACGCGUGCAUGUGUCCCGAUCCGAUUUUAGUCGAUGUUCUAUUACAACCUUUAUGCCCAUGUACAUACCUAAUUUUACCGUUUUGUCUCCCAUGAUGAUCGGUUUCAAAAAUGAGCUUUCCUCAUUGGGAACUAUUGUCAACGAUGCUGCCAAAGCAUGUCUAACAAUUUAUCUCACCAAAGGUUCAUCUGAAAUGUAUACAAAGCUUCCAAACUCUGGCCGAAAUACAGUUGUUAUGAAUUUUGGAGACCCAUUUAUCACAAGAAACUCUGCCAUAGUAGUGCAGCGGUUUGACAAGCUCAUUCCUAGUCACGCAAUAUCUGAUACAUUCAAUCGUAGGUUAAUGGAUUAUAAUGUGUUCUUAAAUGUGCCUCAGUAUAGUGCUUUUGCAUGGAAGGAUAUGCCUAGCUUACUGCCCUACUCUAGAAAAGCACCUCGACUGCUUCUGGGAGCCAUCACAGCUUUCAUGCGUUUAUUCCAUGCACCUACAGCGUACCUAACAGAGUAG
Messenger RNA from Cylicocyclus nassatus, 2178 nucleotides. Lineage: Eukaryota; Metazoa; Nematoda; Chromadorea; Rhabditida; Strongylidae. The record is from the annotation of a GenBank genome assembly.